This is a messenger RNA of Serpula lacrymans var. lacrymans S7.9, 324 nucleotides long. It is a transcript of the gene slh10, whose product is annotated as hydrophobin. The transcript has 3 exons. The coding region runs from base 1 to 324 and encodes 107 amino acids. The record is from RefSeq and is a predicted model, not a curated record. Gene Ontology annotation, molecular function: structural constituent of cell wall. Gene Ontology annotation, cellular component: fungal-type cell wall. NCBI's taxonomy places the organism in Eukaryota, Fungi, Basidiomycota, Agaricomycetes, Boletales, Serpulaceae.
AUGUUCUUCAAACCUGCCUUCAUCGUUGCUACCUUCACCCUUGGGGUCAUCGCUACUACGCCUGCUAGCCAGUGCAAUACCGCACCUGUCCAAUGUUGCAACAGUGUAUCCAGCACUGUCACCCCUGCCAUUUCCACUCUCAUGGGCAUUCUGGGCAUUUCUGCGUCCAGUGUUGCUGUGCCCAUCGGUUUGACCUGCGAUCCUCUUAGCGUCGUCGGCGUUGGGAGCGGUGCUACUUGCAAUGCCGAGCCCGUCUGCUGCGAGAACAACAACUUCAAUGGCGUUAUAUCUUUCGGCUGCAGCCCCGUCAAUCUGAAUCUUUGA